AUGAUUCCAAACACGGGAGCUCUUCUGGGAAAGACUGUAUUCGUUUCAGGAGGGAGUCGCGGAAUCGGCAAGGCUAUUGCCCUCAAACUGGCCAAGGACAAGGCCAAUGUGAUCAUCGCAGCAAAGACCGCAGAGAAGCAUCCCAAAUUGGAGGGCACCAUCUUUACGGCUGCAGAAGAGAUUGAGAAAGCGGGUGGAAAGUGUUUGCCGGUGCAGUGUGACCUGCGUGUCGAGGACUCGGUGAAGAAUGCUUUUGAACAGGCGGUAAAGAAGUUUGGCGGAAUCGACAUUUUAAUCAACAAUGCGUCGGCUAUCAGCAUCACAAACGUGGAGAACACAGAAAUGAAGCGUUUUGAUCUGAUGCAUCAGGUGAACACACGAGGCACCUUUAUGGCAUCGAAGUACGCCCUGCCACAUCUCAGUAAAUCCUCCCACGCGCACAUCCUCAACCUCAGCCCACCGCUGUUGAUGGUGCCGAAGUGGUUCAAUCAGCAUGUUGCGUACACCAUGGCUAAGUACGGCAUGUCAAUGUGCGUACUGGGCAUGGCCGAGGAGUUCAAGGACCGCUCCAUUGCGGUGAACGCACUCUGGCCACGAACGCUUAUCCUCACAGCGGCGAUGGCCUCCUUUGGUGGCGUCGAAGAGACGGCGAAGUUUUGCCGGAAGGUGGACAUCAUGGCUGACGCUGCGUACGCCAUUCUCAGCAAAAACAACCCAUCAGUGACGGGCAACUUUUUCAUCGAUGAGCUGGUGCUGCGAAAGGAGGGCGUCACCAACUUUGAGUCGUACAACUGCGUUCCUGGUGUGCAGCUGAUGGCCGAUGGCUUCAUUCCUGAUGAGCUCGCCGAAGGGCUCCUUCAAGGAUCGCUGUAA
Molecule: messenger RNA, 873 nt
Organism: Rhagoletis zephyria (snowberry fruit fly)
Lineage: Eukaryota; Metazoa; Arthropoda; Insecta; Diptera; Tephritidae
Source: RefSeq, a predicted model, not a curated record